Molecule: messenger RNA, 1504 nt
Organism: Arabidopsis arenosa
Lineage: Eukaryota; Viridiplantae; Streptophyta; Magnoliopsida; Brassicales; Brassicaceae
Source: the annotation of a GenBank genome assembly
GCUCUAGUCUUGAGGUUGAUUGGUAGAAAAAAGUCGCAAAGCUUGGAUUGAGAAUCAUGGAAGCGAAGAAAGUGACAGAAGAGGAAGAAGAGUCAUGGAGGAGAGAGAUAGUAACAAGCGUUAUGAGAUUAGUGAGCACGAGAUUGCCUCAGACAGAUCUAAUUUCUCUACUUCUCGUUAGCCCUUGCCUUUAUCGCACCCUCAUCUCCUACCCUUCUAUCUGGCUGAACAUUGAUUUGCACGAGAUGACCAAUGCAGGGGAUCGGCUUUUAGCUGCUCUGUCCUUGCCAAGAUAUAGACAAGUGAAGCAUAUCAAUCUUGAAUUUGCACAGGGUGUUGUGGACAGUCAUCUCAAACUUGUGAAAGCUGAGUGCCGGGAUGCUCUUUUAAGUUUAGAAUGCUUGAAUCUGAAUGGGUGCCAAAAGAUAUCAGACAAUGGAAUUGAAGCUAUAACUAGCAUAUGUCCAAAGUUAAAAGUUUUCUCUAUCUACUGGAACGUAAGGGUGACUGAUGCUGGCAUUAGACAUUUAGUGAAAAAUUGCAGACAUAUCAUUGACUUGAACUUAAGUGGCUGCAAGAGUCUAACGGACAAAAGUAUGCAGCUAGUAGCUGAAAGUUAUCAAGACUUAGAGUCACUGAAUAUCACUAGGUGUGUUAAGAUUACAGAUGAUGGAUUACUUCAAGUGCUACAAAAAUGUUCCUCUCUCCAGACCUUAAAUCUCUAUGCUCUUUCAGGCUUCACAGACAAAGCCUACAAGAAGAUAUCACUUUUAGCUGACCUAAGGUUCUUAGAUCUAUGUGGCGCUCAGAAUUUAUCCGACGAGGGGCUUGGUCAUAUAGCUAAAUGCAAUAAACUGGAGUCUCUCAACUUGACAUGGUGUGUGCGUAUCACAGAUGCAGGUGUGAUUACCAUUGCUAAUAGUUGUACCUCCCUCGAAUUUCUCAGCUUGUUUGGAAUAGUUGGGGUGACUGAUAGAUGUGUGGAGACCCUCUCGCAGACAUGCUCUACUACACUCACCACUCUUGACGUCAAUGGCUGCAUCGGCAUCAAGAGACGAAGCCGUGAAGAGUUGCUUCAGAUGUUCCCUCAUCCAGUCAUGGCGGGUGCUGUAGCAAGGUUUGCGAAAUGGUUUGGUGCAAUAGAUGUUUGGAAUCGAACAUUGUUGAUAGGAAUACCAGUCGCAUUUGGCUUAAUACAUCAUCUGGAAAAGGAAAAUGCUCGUCUAAAGAUGCUUAAUCAGGCCCAGAUUGAUGACUUGGUGGCUAAAGGUGUCAUCAGAUUCAUUGAGGAGAGUGAGUGAGUGAUUGGUAGCAGAUUUUAAUUGGUGAUCAUGGCCAUGUUUGUCAAGUCUUGUUUUAGCUUUCUUUUUCUUUCUUUCAUUGGGUUUUUAUGAAACAUGUUUCCAUGAAACUAAGUAGCUCUCUUUGUAUAUGACAUGCUUCAAAGAGUUCGAAUCGUAUUAUAUGAUGCUUACGAGUUUCUCAAUAAGUAUUUUAUUAAUAA